AUGGAAGAAGCAGAGAAAGAGUUAGAGAGAAGGAGCAAGUUUCUGAGCAGCUUGAUACUGAAUAAGAAGUCCAUAGAACAGUGUGAGAGCCUCAAGGUUCAUGUCAGAGCUUGUGACAUGCCCCUCCCUUUGCAGAACCGUGCCUUCCAUUGUGCACGUCUCCACUUGGAAUCUCUGCCACCUGGCAACAAGCUUGACAGUAAACUCCUUGCACUUGCCCUUAAGAAGAUUUUGAUAUUGGGUGUUGGUAUAAGGUCAAUUGGGUUAACAUCAAUGGAAUGUGUCUAA
Molecule: messenger RNA, 288 nt
Organism: Sphenostylis stenocarpa
Lineage: Eukaryota; Viridiplantae; Streptophyta; Magnoliopsida; Fabales; Fabaceae
Source: the annotation of a GenBank genome assembly